Planococcus citri (citrus mealybug) is the source of this 4407-nucleotide messenger RNA. RefSeq names its product E3 ubiquitin-protein ligase Nedd4 (gene Nedd4). The record is from RefSeq and is a predicted model, not a curated record. The transcript is spliced from 17 exons. Bases 224 to 2626 code for a protein of 800 amino acids. NCBI's taxonomy places the organism in Eukaryota, Metazoa, Arthropoda, Insecta, Hemiptera, Pseudococcidae. Gene Ontology annotation, biological process: protein polyubiquitination; regulation of dendrite morphogenesis; ubiquitin-dependent protein catabolic process. Gene Ontology annotation, cellular component: cytoplasm. Gene Ontology annotation, molecular function: sodium channel inhibitor activity; protein binding; ubiquitin protein ligase activity.
AUUCGAGUUUUUUUGUAGGCUCGUCAAUACGUAGACGUGAUAAGUGUUGAAGAAUUUUUAUUGGAUGAGCUAAUGUUUUAAUUAAAUUAUUAAUUUAUUAAUUGGUACAUGAAAAUCAUUCUCACAUACAUCGGAAACAUUCGGUAAAAAUUAAUCGCUUACAGGAGACAAAUUUGAACGUUCAAAGUCGACGAUUGCGAUGUGAAUUCUCAUAUCUGUAAUAAUGUUGGAAACAGAAAAUCGACCCACUGGAACGAAAUCUCUUCAUUUGAAGAUAUUGGCCGGGUAUAAGUUAGCGAAAAAAGAUAUAUUCGGAGCAAGCGAUCCGUAUGUGAAAAUUGACGUCGCAACGUUGAACGAAGAGCAAGUCAUCGAUUCGGUUUUCACACGAACAAAAAAGAAGACACUAAACCCAGUUUGGAAUGAAGAGUUCUAUUUGAGAGUGAAUCCUUCGGUACAUAAACUAAUUAUACAAGUCUUCGAUGAAAAUCGAAUUACCCGAGAUGAUUUCCUCGGUAUGGUAGAAUUAUCUUUACGCAAUUUGCCAAAGGAAAAGCCAGAUGAACGAAUCGAAAGUAAAAUAUACUAUCUGCAACCGAAGAGUUCGCGUUCCAAAGUUAAAGGAUAUUUAGAAAUUUAUCUCGCGUUUGUGAGAGAAGAUGGAGACGUCGACGAUGAAGAAGAAGAUAAUACGCAAGUCAAUAGAAAUAGCCAAGUCGAAGAAGACUGGGAAAUGGUAAUCGAUGCACCUAGUUCGCAGCCGCCCCAACAAUCAUCAUCUUCUACCAAUCAAACACCUCAAGCAAAUCAGAUACCCGAAGGCAACGUUGACCAUCAAGGAAAUCCAUUACCACCUGGUUGGGAAGAAAGACAAGACGCGAACGGAAGAAUGUAUUACGUUAAUCAUAUAGCUAGAACGACCCAAUGGGAAAGGCCCUCCUUUAAUCAAAAAACUAUGUCAGCAUUAAACGAUCUUGUGAUGGAAACAGCAGCUACAGAAUUUCAACGUAGAUUUCAUAUUAGCGCUGAUCACACAGAUGAUAAAAGUUUAUCAUCGACUAGCCAGCCGGCUUCAGUCGAUGAAAGCGACAGCGCUUCGUCCUCAGAUCACAUUCCGAACCACACACCCCCCGAAAAUCAGCAGUCCAGAGAAGAAGUCGAACGAUUACCUCCAGGAUGGUCGUUGCAGAUUGCUCCGAACGGUAGAACGUUCUUUAUUGAUCAUAAUGCCAAAAUUACGACUUGGGUUGAUCCCAGAACUGGACGUGCUAGUCCUAUGCCUAGUAUGCUGACGUCGAGUAAUAACGGUCAACAUUCCAAUUUCCCCGACGAUGAAUUGGGACCUUUGCCUGAAGGAUGGGAAGAACGAGUUCAUACUGACGGAAGAAUAUUUUAUAUCGACCAUAAUACAAGAACGACUCAGUGGGAAGAUCCAAGGUUAUCGAAUCCCAAAAUUGCCGGACCUGCACUGCCGUAUUCCAGAGAUUACAAAAGGAAAUACGAAUAUUUGAAAAACCAAUUGAGAAAACCAAAUAAUGUACCAAAUAAAUUCGAGAUAAAGGUGCGAAGAUCGAAUAUAUUAGAAGACUCGUAUAGAAUUAUUACGACCGCCAAUCGAGUAGAUUUAUUAAAAACUAAAUUAUGGAUCGAAUUCGAAAACGAAGUUGGUCUCGAUUAUGGUGGCUUAGCUCGAGAAUGGUUCUUUUUAUUAUCGAAAGAAAUGUUUAAUCCUUAUUACGGACUAUUCGAGUAUUCGGCUGUAGACAAUUAUACUUUGCAAAUAAAUCCGAUGUCUGGUAUAUGCAACGAAGAGCACUUGAAUUAUUUCGCAUUUAUCGGAAGAGUAGCCGGAAUGGCUGUUUAUCAUGGCAAAUUACUGGAUGCAUUUUUCAUCAGACCUUUUUACAAAAUGAUGCUUGGUAAACCCAUCGAACUGAAGGAUAUGGAGAGCGUCGAUUCCGAGUAUUAUAAUUCCCUGCUAUGGAUCAAGGAAAACGAUCCGUCCGAAUUGGAAUUGACUUUUUCACUAGAUGAAGAAACAUUCGGUCAUACUUCUCAUCACGAGUUAAAGUCAAAUGGCGCCAACAUUCCGGUAACUCAAGAUAAUAAAGAUGAGUACAUUAGUUUGGUUAUCCAAUGGCGAUUCGUAUCUCGUGUUCAGUCACAAAUGUCCGCCUUCUUGGAAGGUUUCAGUCAAUUAGUACCGUUAAAUUUAAUUAAAAUAUUUGACGAAAAUGAAUUGGAAUUGUUGAUGUGUGGUAUACAAAAUAUCGACGUGAAAGACUGGAAACAAAAUACCUCCUAUAAAGGCGACUACAAUGUGAAUUCGAAAACUAUUCAAUGGUUUUGGAGGAUUGUGCUCAGUUUUAACAACGAAAUGAGAGCUAGAUUACUGCAAUUUGUAACCGGCACAUCGAGAGUUCCUAUGAAUGGAUUUAAAGAACUUUAUGGCAGUAACGGUCCGCAGCUUUUUACCAUCGAAAAAUGGGGUACACCGGAUAACUAUCCGAGAGCUCAUACUUGUUUCAAUCGACUUGAUCUCCCACCGUACGAAAGCUAUCAACAGUUGAAGGAAAAGCUGAUUAAAGCAAUCGAAGGAUCUCAAGGAUUCUCCGGCGUCGACUGAUACUGAUAUCUACUUAGGAUGACAUUCCCUAUCCAUCAUUCAUUUUCAUAAUAAGGUAUAUUUCACGAAUUUUGUAUUACUUAUAUAUUUUAUGGAAGAAAAUUCACAUUUUAAAUUUGUUCAUAUCGUUCGUGUAGUUAUUUUUAUUCAAUUCUGUUAUCAUCGAUUUGAUAUUUUAAUACACAUUACCAUUUUUAUUUAUAAUUUAAGUAUUUUUAAAUCAUUUGCCAGUUUCGCGAGCUAGCCCCGGUGGCGUUUAAAGUGGGUGAAAAUUCGAUUCGAAUUUUACGCAUCCGUUUGCAACGGUCGGGUUAGGGUAAAAUUUCGAGUAAAUUUUACAAUAUUGGUUCAUGUUUUAUUGCUUGUAUGUGAUAACAGUUUUUUUUUUUCGUUUUUAUUACACGUAUCAUUCUUUAUUUUUUUCUUUUUGUUUACACUUAGUACGUAUUUUUAUGUAUAUUAUUUUUUACAUGUGUAAUUUUGUCGUUAGUAUUUUACAUUCAGUUUCAAAUUGAAUAUCUACCUGUGUUUUGUAAAUCGUGAAUUAUCAUUUUUAACGAUUCGUUAUCGUAUCAUUGGUUCGAUGUGUGCGCUUAAUUGAGAAUGUGUUUCAUGGUUAUAAAUUCAAAUUGCCUUUUUAUUAUUAGCCACGAUUUUAGAUUAACGAUUUGAUUAUUUUUUUUGUGAUAAUCGAUAAUUUUUUUGUUGAUAUUUUUUUUUUAUUUUUCUUGCAGUUGUUUUUUUUUUAUUAGUAUGAUCAAAGAGAAAAUUUGGUUCGCCUAUGUCAAUUAACGAUUGUAAAUUUUGUCGUGUUUAGAAAAGAAAUGGCGGUUCUCUUUGAUCAUUAUUGGAAUACAUUUUACAUGACACUGGUUUCAUCACGAACCAAUAAUUUUCUAUAGUGUUUUAAACGUGGAAUAAUAUAUUGAGUGCGGCUUUAUAAUAUUCAUAAAUGUAUCACUGCUCGUAAAUUUUAAGACUGAGAUCACCUCAUGAAACCAGUUUAUCGAUGUCAAUAUUAUACUUUAUUAUUUUACGAAACUUCUCAAAAGAAAUUCUAAAAACAAUUUAAUUCUCUGUGAUUUUGUUAACUUGAAAAGUAAUAUUAUAUUUGAGAAGUUUGGUAUGAUUACGAUUAUAUUUGUAAGUUAUUCGCUUGGGCAGCGACUACACACUGAAUUUUUGAGCUCGGCGCAAAAAUAAUUUUUUUCGUAGGUUUAAAAUUUGGUACUUUUUAAACAAUAUUUUAUACUACCUUUUUUUUUGUUUCUUGAAUAUUGAGCUUAAAUUUAUUCUCUUUUUUUUCAAAGUUACCGUCUUUAAUAGAUAUGUGUGCGUGUUUUUGUUCGUCGUAUGUUUUAUCGUUCGCGUGUAUUUAUCGAGCAAGUGUAGCUUAUAUCGAUGAAUUUGUCUAACAUCUUUAGGGACCAAAUUAUUACACAUCUGACGUUCCAUUUUAUCGUAUAAAUGAAUUUCGUAUAGUUUGAUAAUGAGAUAACGUAUACGAAAUUGUUUGUCGUUGUUUUAAUAAAGAUGUAGGAUUUGAUAAUGAUUAUAUUUAUAGCAUGGUUUUAAUAUGCUGACUGGUGAUAAUGUACGAUACUGUUGAUUUUGUAGUGACUAUGAGUUGAAGAAUGUAAAAUGGUGGGUAUAUUAAUUUGCUAUAUUUUUUUUUCUGUUUCAUUAUGCUUUAUACACGAGUAGCUUGAAGCUAUAAUGUAAUAAUUAUGUGAAAUUGUAUCAUGUUCGGCGUAUUUAUAAUACAAAGUGAUUAUAUAAAA